UCUUUCGCCUUUGCUUCAUUCUGUGCAGGACUGUCUUGAUCAAUCUGCCCGAAAGUCCGGGAGAGAUUUCACCACCAGACAGGAACUAUGGCCAAUUAUUCCGUGUGGAUACUAGCGGGAGUUUGUAUUCUAGCCCUGGUACAGAGCGCACAAAGCCAUGGAUAUAAACGAAAUUACAUGUCAAACUACAGAUACCAACGACCAUCAUCGUACGGAUAUUACAACAAAAGAUACUACAGACCAAAGACCAUUAUAAAAAAAGUUGCAGUGCCAAUUAUAAAGCAUGUUCCUGUUUAUAAAACAAUCAUCAAAAGAGUACCAGUUGUGAAAGUCAAACAAGUGCCUGUAACCAUUAUUCGCAAAGUUCCUGUUUACAAAAAGGUUGAAGUGGUAAAAGAAGUGCCCAAAAUCAUAAAGAAAAAAGUCCCAAGGCCAGUGAAAGUUGAGGUACCCGUCAGGAUCCCUUACCCAGUGGAGGUCCCAGUUGAGGUCCCCGUUGAGAAACACAUUCCAGUUCCCGUACCGGGAGGAAAGGGACAUAAUAUUGGCCUACCUGGAGUAGAUAUUGGCAUUGUUGACGGACCAGGAGGCCAUUUUGAUCUUGGAGGUGGUGGACAUGGCGAUUUUGGAGCCGGAGGGGGGCAUGGAUUGGACUUUGGGGGCCACGGCGGGGGUUUAGAUUUCGGAAGCCACGGAGGGGGUUUAGAUUUCGGAGGUCACAUGGACAUUGGCGGCCAUGACAUGCACGCCGGGGGCAUGGACAAAGGAAAAGGCAACGGAGGCGGUGGCGGAGGCGGCGGUGGAGAUAUAAAUAUCGGACUCGGUCUUGGUAUUGGAGAUGGAAUUGGAAAAGGCAGCGCGGGAGACGGAGCCGCCAUUGGAGUAGGAGGAGGCCCAGCAGGUGCGUGGAAUGGGCCAGGAGAUGGUCUAGCACUCGGGGCAGGGGGUCCGGAUGGGGCAAUGGGGAUAGGUAUCGGAACACCCGGCGGUAUGUCCAUCGGUGCUGGUUUUGGUAGGCCAGACUCUGGGGGUGGAAUUGGAAUAACAUCAGGCGCAAACGGUGGGGGGAUCGGAAUCGGGGGUGGGAAUAACGGAGGGGGUGGUGGGGCAUUAGGCGGACCAGCAAGCCUCGGUUUCGGAGUCGGACAAGGACAGAACGCUCUCGGACUUGGAAUGGGAUUAGAUCAAAUAGCAAAUACCAUUUUAGUUUCUGAUGCCGAUCAUGUACAAAUCUCAGGACAUCAUGGAAUGGGCGGGGGCGGAAGAGUCAUUGUCAAUGACGCUGACUCGGUUAACCUUGGUGGGAUGGAAGGGGGUCAUGACCCCGGGAUGGUAGCUCCAGUAGCCAUCCUUGGAAUCCAAGAUUCAGGAAUGCCAUUCGCUGAUCACAUGGGCGUGGGGAACGGCUGGGACAACGGCCACAACGGUUUCGACAACGGCAGAAUGCCCAUUAUGGGCGGCGGAAUGCCCCUUGGCGGCGGGAACGGAUUUGACGCCGGCUUUGAUUCCGGACUCGGAGCUAUUGUUGAUGGCGGACAUGGAAUCAGCAAGGGUGCUCACAAAAAAGUGUAAAGCAGGAUGGAGCCUAGACACUUGGGCGGGGGGAUAUUUCAUUGUUUAAUGUCAUUAAAUUAUAUUUUUCAUUCCAUGUUAAUAAAAUUACACAAACCUCA
Messenger RNA from Magallana angulata, 1673 nucleotides. RefSeq lists its product as uncharacterized. The transcript has 18 exons. Bases 88 to 1572 code for a protein of 494 amino acids. NCBI's taxonomy places the organism in Eukaryota, Metazoa, Mollusca, Bivalvia, Ostreida, Ostreidae. The record is from RefSeq and is a predicted model, not a curated record.